This is a messenger RNA of Capsella rubella, 2682 nucleotides long. Its product is annotated as probable inactive histone-lysine N-methyltransferase SUVR1. The coding region runs from base 285 to 2426 and encodes 713 amino acids. The transcript has 11 exons. NCBI's taxonomy places the organism in Eukaryota, Viridiplantae, Streptophyta, Magnoliopsida, Brassicales, Brassicaceae. Gene Ontology annotation, cellular component: nucleus. The record is from RefSeq and is a predicted model, not a curated record. Gene Ontology annotation, molecular function: protein binding; histone methyltransferase activity; zinc ion binding.
GGCGUUUUUUGCAUUUGUUUCAUUCACUCUCACACAGAGGAGAAAGUCUUUGACAGCUCUAAAGUAUGGUGCGUUUGUCUCCCAGCACUUGACAGUCUCUACCUCGGCCAGAGUAUCCUCUUUUAUCUUCCUCUUUAUUAAGUUUUGAAAACUCUUUUCUUCAAAACAGAGAGAGACAUUGAUCGGAAAAAAAAGAAAAGAAAGAAAACACCAGCAUUCAACACUUUUUGCCCUGUGGUUUGCAUUUACGACAGCCUCUCCAUCUUGUAUCAAGACUUUCGAAAAUGGCACCAAAUCCCAAGAUUAAAAAUGCUUGUGAAGCCAUGAAGGUUUUUGGAGUUUCAGAGGCCAAAGUAAAGUUGGUCCUCAAGGACCUUCUGAAGGCCUAUGACAAUAAAUGGGAUUUUAUAGAAGAUGAAAAUUACAAGGUCCUUGUUGAUGCAAUCUUCGACGAGCCAGAUGCUCAGGCCACUGAUAUGAAGAAGAAGGAAGUGAAAGAGGAGGCCAAAAGUUCACUUGUCAUGCAGAGUCUACCUUUGGUGAGUUAUGUUGAAGACGAACUGGAUGAAGAAGAAAUUCCUUUGAAAAGGAGGUUGCGCUCAAAACGUGGAAGAGGUUGUAACAACACCGCAAGCCUUAGCACAUGCAGUCCCAUAUCACUGAAGCCAAAUAAAGAGGCUUCCAAGACUCAGGCUGAAGAGGAAGAUGAAGAUGAUGAUACUGAACUACCACCUUUAAAAAGGUACUCACGCAGAGGUGGUGGUGUAAAAGGGAUGGCAAUGACUGUGUAUAACAAUGCAAGUCCUAGCUCCAGCAGUCUCAUGCCAAUGGAGCCCGAAGAAGUACCACCAAUACUUUCAUUGCCAGCUGUACCGACACAAGUUAAAAAAGACUCUGAGGAAGGUGCUGUUAUUAUCCUCAAUAAUAAUUCCAAUACCCAUCAUAAGCCUGUGAUUUUAGGGAACUGUUUAGCUCCCAUGAUUGAGAUGGAGAAACCAGAGAUGCAUGUGGAAGAACAAGAUAAAGAAAAUGAAGAUAUUCUCAAUGAUACUACUGUCAUGGUUGUUCCUCCAUCAACUAGUGAACACAUGGUUGCUGCUGCUACUUCAGUUGAAUUAGCUUCUUCGGCUUCUGGUGAGGCAAAGAUUUUUCUAAGUUUCACGCCUGUAACUGGAGAAACAACGAAUUUUUGUUUGCCUUCUAUGGAGGAUUUACGGAGAGCAAUGGAAGAGAAGUGCCUCAAGUCAUACAAAAUUGUGAACCCCGAGUUUUCAGUCCUUGGGUUCAUGAAGGACUUGUGCAGCUGUUACAUAGACUUGGCAAAGAAUUCAACCAAUCAGUCACUUGAAACAGAAACCCUGUGUGACAUGAGUAAGGUAGGUGAUGAGAGCGGUGCAGCUGGUGUUUCGAUGGGGUUGGUAGUUGUUCCUGAAUGUGAGAUCUCUGCUGAUGGCUGGAGAGCAAUUAACAAUGUAAAGGACAUUACCGUUGGUGAAGAAAACGUUGAGAUUCCAUGGGUGAAUGAGAUCAACGAGGAGGUUCCUUCACAUUUCCGUUACAUGCCUCGGAGCUUUGUGUUUCAAGAUGCUCCAGUGAAAUUCUCACUCUCAAGUUUCUCUGAUGAGCAAAGCUGUUCCUCUUCUUGUAUCGAAGAUUGCUUGGCUUCAUCAAUGCCUUGCAAUUGUGCAAUUUCGGUUGCUAACAGGUUUGCGUACACAGCAGAUGGCGUAGUUAAAGAGGAUUUCUUGGAAGCUCGGAUCUCUGAGGCGCUUGAUCAAAGGAAGCAGGUGCUGCAAUUCUGUAAAGAGUGCCCACUCGAGAGAGCUAAAAAAGAAGUGAUUUUGGAACCAUGUAAAGGGCAUCUGAAGAGGAAAGCCAUUAAAGAGUGUUGGAUAAAAUGUGGCUGCACUAAGAGAUGUGGUAACCGAGUGGUACAAAGAGGAAUACACAACAAAUUACAGGUGUUUUACACACCGAAUGGGAAAGGUUGGGGCCUUAGGACGUUGGAGAAAUUGCCUAAAGGGGCAUUUAUUUGUGAGUACAUUGGAGAAAUAUUGACAAUCCCAGAGUCAUACCAACGUAGGUUCGAAGAUAAACUCAGUUUUCCUGUGAUAUUGGAUGCACACUGGGGUUCUGAAGAAUGGUUAGAGGAUGGCAAAGCUCUGUGUCUUGAUGGGUCGUGUUAUGGAAAUAUUGCAAGGUUCCUUAACCACAGAUGUCUUGAUGCAAACUUGAUCGAGAUCCCAGUUUGUGUUGAGACUCCGGAUCAGCACUAUUAUCAUCUUGCAUUUUUCACCACAAGAGACAUCGAGGCAAUGGAGGAACUCACAUGGGAUUACGGCAUUGACUUCAACGAUGAUGACUCUCUGAUGAAACCCUUUGAUUGUCUGUGUGGUAGCAGAUUCUGCAGGACCAUGAAGCGAUAAAAGAAGCAUGAGAGGAGGAGAAUGAUGAAGAAAAAACUAUGAGACCGAAAUUUUUGGUGAAUGAGAAUCUCUUAGUUAACAAACUGAAACUGGUCCCGGUCAAUUGAUUUUGUAGGUUGAACAAAAAAAGCUAAGUUGGUGAUUGUGAGAUCAGAUAAAACAAUGACUUUGCAUAACUUGGAGGGUCUUGUGACUUUCAUUUAAUUAGAAUUUUGAUCUUGAACUAUAAAUCUCUCUUAAACAAUCAUUUACCUUA